Messenger RNA from Erinaceus europaeus (western European hedgehog), 4610 nucleotides. RefSeq names its product monoamine oxidase A (gene MAOA). The record is from RefSeq and is a predicted model, not a curated record. Lineage: Eukaryota; Metazoa; Chordata; Mammalia; Eulipotyphla; Erinaceidae. Bases 230 to 1423 code for a protein of 397 amino acids. The transcript has 13 exons. Gene Ontology annotation, molecular function: oxidoreductase activity.
UUUACAGAAUGACCAGGUUAAUUAUGUAGAUGUUGGCGGUGCUUAUGUGGGACCAACACAGAACAGGAUCUUAAGGCUAUCGAAAGAAUUGGGUUUAGAAACAUACAAAGUAAAUGUGAAUGAGCGUCUAAUUCAGUACGUUAAGGGGAGAACUUAUCCAUUUAGAGGUGCAUUUCCUCCAGUAUGGAACCCGAUUGCAUAUUUGGAUUACAACAACCUGUGGCGGAAAAUGGAUGAUAUGGGGAGAGAGAUUCCAGCUGAUGCACCAUGGGAUGCCCCUCAUGCUGAGGAAUGGGAUAAGAUAACCAUGAAAGAACUCAUUGAUAAAAUCUGUUGGACAAAGACGGCUAAGCAGUUUGCAUCUCUCUUUGUGAAUAUCAAUGUGACCUCUGAACCCCAUGAGGUCUCUGCACUGUGGUUCUUGUGGUAUGUGAAGCAGUGCGGAGGUACCACUCGUAUAUUUUCAAUUACCAACGGGGGUCAGGAACGGAAGUUUGUAGGUGGAUCUGGUCAAAUAAGUGAGCGAAUGAUGACGCUCCUUGGAGAUCGAGUGAAGCUGAGGAGCCCUGUCACCUAUAUUGACCAGUCCAAUGACAACAUUAUUGUAGAGACGUUGAAUCAUGAAUUAUAUCAGUGCAGGUAUGUAAUUAGCGCCAUCCCUCCAGCUUUAAUUGCCAAGAUCCACUUCAAGCCCUCACUGCCUGCAGAGAGGAUUCAGUUAAUUCAGCGUAUCCCAAUGGGGGCUAUCAUCAAGUGCAUGAUGUAUUACAAAGAAGCCUUUUGGAGGAAGAAAGAUUUCUGUGGCUGUAUGAUCAUUGAAGAUGAGGAAGCUCCAAUUUCAAUAACACUGGAUGACACAAAACCAGAUGGAUCACUGCCUGCCAUCAUGGGUUUCAUCCUUGCUCGAAAAGCUGACCGACUUGCUAAACUCCAUAAAGAUGCAAGGAUGAAGAAAGUCUGUGAGCUCUAUGCCAAAGUGCUAGGAUCCCAGGAAGCUUUACAUCCGGUGCACUAUGAAGAGAAGAACUGGUGUGAAGAGCAGUAUUCUGGGGGCUGCUACACUGCUUACUUUCCCCCUGGGAUCAUGACUUUGUAUGGAAGGGUGAUUCGGCAGCCGGUGGGCAGGAUUUACUUUGCUGGCACAGAGACUGCCACACACUGGAGUGGUUACAUGGAAGGAGCAGUAGAGGCAGGAGAACGGGCAGCUAGAGAGGUCUUGAAUGCUUUGGGGAAGGUGGCAAAGAAAGACAUCUGGAUUGAAGAACCUGAAUCGAAGGACGUUCCAUCUGUUGAAAUCACCCAUACCUUUUGGGAGCGCAGUCUUCCCUCUGUGCCAGGCUUCUUAAAGAUCAUUGGCUUUUCAACAUCAGUAACUGCCCUGGGGAUUGUGCUAUACAAAUUCAAGCUGCUGACAAGAUCCUGAAGUUAUAUCAUUCUCCUACCCACUGCUCACUUUCCCAGUGCCAUCAAUAGGGAAAUCUUGACAAAAUAAGGCUAUCAUUGGAUCAUAGCUAAUCACAUAAUUUAAUCCUCCAAUUUAGUCCCAGUGCUGAUUUUCACACAACCGAAGGAAUCACUUCACUGAUUUCAGUAAGAUCACACUCUUGUUAUUGGUCUAUGUAACUAACUUGUAUUGUUUGGUGGAAUAAAACCUUGUGAUCUACUGCUGAUUUAAAAAAAAAAGUGCUCACCACAAACAAUGUCUGUGUCUUGUUUUCCUUCCUUUUAACACAGAAUGCCUGACAAUCACAGAAAUGAAGUAUUUAAUAGUCUUUCUGCAGAGACUGAGCAGGAUAAGACCAUGCCUGUGAUUGUUGUUUUCAGUCCUUACUAUGUGGUGAAGUGUAACUCAGAGGCUCACAGAUUCUUGUGAUAAGUAGCUCUCACUUUGAAUGAAAGAACAGUAAAUCAAAGUCGUGGAAAAUAGACCAGUAGGGAAGACAUCUUGUGGUCUUCUGCCUCAAGAAACUCCUGACCACUUCUAGUUUCAGUGAAGUCUCUAGACAUCUUCUUUUAGAGUGAGCUUGUUUGUAUGUCUUCUUCAAGACAGCAGUGCUUAUUAAAGUAUAGUGUUUAAAUAGCCUUGCUAUAAUUUUGAUACAGCUUCCCAGGUGAGCAGAGUAUAUAGUGACAGAGCUGAUCCCCUCGAUGAGACCUUUCUGGCUAGCUCCAUAGUGAGACCAGUUACAAUGGGCCUCUCCUCUUCUUUCUGGAAAGUGAGGAGGCAUUACUUCAUUUAUCACUGGUGAUAACAUUUCUGCCAAAUUCAGAAUCUAUUUUCAUUUUUAUUUUUUAGGUAGACCCUGAAAGUCAGAAAUCUUCCAAGGGGUGGAGGGGCAGGCAGUGGUGCACCUGGUUCAAGCCCCUGGUUCCUACCUGCAGGAGAAAAGCUUCAUGAGUAGUGAAGCAGGGCUGCACAUGUCUCUCUGUCUUUUUCCCUCUAUUUCCCCUCCUCUCUCAACUCUCAAUUUCUCUUUGUCUCUCUCCAAUAAUAAACAAAUUUUAAAAAUUCAAAAGAAAAAAAAGAAUUUCAACAACUAAAAAUAAAAUAAAAGAAACGUCCAGAGGCAUGUCCCCUCCCCCUUUUCUCCCUAUGACUAUUAUACAACAGGCAGAUGUUUUAACUUAAAUGUGUCUUCAGGAUGAUUACGUUUGAAUAAAUAUCAGAAUGUCAAUUUCUGCCAAAUUAGUAGUGAAAUAUGUGUGAUAUAUUUCUGAUUAUUUGUUGAGUUGAUUAAAUACAAAAAAGGAAAUUAGAACUCUACAAGAUAGCCUCAAUUUCAUUAGUUAUUAAAUUUAGGUAUUUAAAUUUAGUUAUUAAAGACAUUAGAGUGAGUUAUUUUAUACUUACCACUCUUAGGUGCAAUGUGCUCACCUCUUGAAUUUCCCUUUUUAAAAGCUGAGAUUUUUUUAAAUGCCCUCUCAGAGGUCCAGGUGGUAGCAUACCCAGUUAGGCACCGUGUUAUGCACAAGGACCUGGGUACAAGCACCCACUCCCUACCUGCAGGGAUGAAACUUCACAAGUGGUGAAGCAGUGCUACAGUUGUUUCUCUUUCUUUCUUCCUCUGUCUCCCUUUCCCUCUCAAUUUCUCUCUCUAUCCAAAAUAAAUGAAAUACAUUUAAUAUGCCCUUCCAGAUAUUUCAGUCACAAAUGCUCAUUAUUUUCAUGUCACUAUCUGAAAAAUAAAAAAAGAAUCAAGACAGAUGUGAUCAAAUCAGACUCUUAGGAAGAUGCAAGAUACAACAAACAGGUAUAUAAUUACUAGUUUAUCCCAGACAAUGGAUGAAUGAAGCAUUUCAUUUUAAAUCAAGUUUCUAGAUAGCUGAAACUUAUGCUUAUGUGCCAAUUUUUAAAAUAAUUUGUUUGAUGAAAAUACUUUAGAUAAGCUAGAUUCAAAUCCAGCUUUUUUUACUAACAAGACCAAUCAUUUUGCAUCUCAGCUGUUGUAUACUUUUGUAACAGAGUGAUAGGUUUGUGUUUGUCCUUAUAGUAGUAUUGCACAAUUUCUUACAACUGGUGUAAUUACACUGUUUUUCUUUUCCUAUCUUCUCUAACUUCAGUAUUUCAUUUCAUAUUCUUGUUAUCUCCUAACACCAUUUAACUUAGCGUCUCAUCUAUUUUGAUUGAUUCGGAAUUACAGAGUACUAGAGAAAGUCAACCCAAGUUUAUUACAUAAUUAACCUUAUAAAUUCAAAAUUAAGUCACUGCAUCCUGCUGUGAGAGCUUCAGCUAUUCCAACAGUUCUUCUUUUUUUUCUAUUCUUAUGAGGAAAACGCAAGAAUGUUCUGUCUCAUUUUGCCUUGAUUGGAAAGCGGAUUUAGAAGUUUUAUUAAUAUCUUAGAUAUGCACUACUACCUAAGGGAUUGCCAUAUAUUAUACCAAACUUCUUUAAGAAAUCACAUAUUGUUGGUCUAUUUCAGGUUUUGUUUACUUAUUGAUUAACUAAUUUCUGAUAAACCCUUUGGGAAGUGCUAAUUUAGCUUCUUAACUGGCAACAAUUUUAACAGUAAUACAUACCUAAGUUUUGACUCCUGGAGAAUUCCUUAAAAUGCAAUUUAACCUUCAAGUUUUUCAGAGAGCCAAUGAAUUUAUCUUACUUAGAUUUGUAUGUUGAACUACAGUUUAUCAAGAAGUUUGCCAGUCCAGGUGGUCCUAGAUAUGAAAUUAGAGCUGUAAAAAUUCCCAUCACCACUGAGGUCAUACAACACCAAUGCCAUGGGUCUUUUCUCUGACGCAGAGAAGCUAAAGUCAGUUUCUCUUAACUGACCAAUAUACCAGCUGAGAGAGCCUGGUCUUCUUCAGGCGUCUGCUUCACGGUUUGGAAGGUUCUGUCAGCUUCCCUCCAUAGCAUGGUCAAGAAUUGUAUUCUAAAAGUUAAUCUUGUCACAACUGUUAAAUAAGGACUUAUACAAAAUUGAAGGAGAAAUUCUGGAUUGUGAACUGUGUUUAGUUUGAUUGUGAACUUGAUGUCUAAUGUUCUGUCUCAGAUGUGCCCCAGUGCUAUAUGUAGGGAUACACAUAUGUAUGUGCUUUGUCACUGGAGUGUGAUUUUUGCCUGUAAGCUAUUGUCUUGUUUGUUAAUAAAGUACACUACCACUGCUGACUCAAA